Sciurus carolinensis (gray squirrel) is the source of this 576-nucleotide messenger RNA. RefSeq names its product homeobox protein Rhox13-like. The transcript has 3 exons. Lineage: Eukaryota; Metazoa; Chordata; Mammalia; Rodentia; Sciuridae. Gene Ontology annotation, molecular function: RNA polymerase II transcription regulatory region sequence-specific DNA binding; DNA-binding transcription factor activity, RNA polymerase II-specific. The record is from RefSeq and is a predicted model, not a curated record. The coding region runs from base 1 to 576 and encodes 191 amino acids. Gene Ontology annotation, biological process: regulation of transcription by RNA polymerase II.
AUGGCUAGCUGGUAUCACUACUAUGAUACUGACUACUAUGUUCUGGAAGAAUAUGAGAGGGAAACAAACCCUGAACCUGAGCAAGGCGCUGCUGCGGCAGCAGAAGGUGGCCUCUUUGCUGAAGGAGCUGUCGGCCUCGAGGACGACAUGAAGCAUGAGGGCCACCCAAACCAACAGGAUGUCUUGAACCAAGAAGACGAAGGGAACCAGGAAGAAGAUGUGGACCAGGAAGACGACAGUGACCAUGAGGAUGAUGGCGGCGACGAGGAUCCCCAGGAGGAGGACCUGGAGGAGCCAGUGGUUCCUCGGUCCCGUCGCAGGCAGCCACGGAUCCCGUUUCAGUUCACACCAUGGCAGCUGGAAGAACUGGAAAAUGUUUUUGAAGAAACUCAGUACCCUGAUCUGCUCAUGAGAAGAGAGCUUGGAAGACAAAUGAAUGUGCCGGAAGCCAAAGUGCAGACAUGGUUUAACAAUAGGAGAGCCAAAUAUAGGAAAAAUCAGAGGGAAUCAAUGCUCAGACGUAUUCCGCCUGGUGUCCCAGACUACAUUUUCAUGGCAGAUGUGGAGGAACCCUAG